Messenger RNA from Mesocricetus auratus (golden hamster), 3692 nucleotides. RefSeq names its product anoctamin 2 (gene Ano2). Gene Ontology annotation, cellular component: plasma membrane. Gene Ontology annotation, biological process: chloride transmembrane transport. NCBI's taxonomy places the organism in Eukaryota, Metazoa, Chordata, Mammalia, Rodentia, Cricetidae. The transcript has 26 exons. Gene Ontology annotation, molecular function: protein dimerization activity; chloride channel activity. The record is from RefSeq and is a predicted model, not a curated record. The coding region runs from base 1 to 3090 and encodes 1029 amino acids.
AUGGAAUUAACUCAGCAGCAGCCGCAUAAGCCUGUCCAGAGGCUAGCACAGCCAAGGACCACCAGUUGGGGCUUGGGUUCUGGGACCAGCACCAUGGCAGCCGCUGGGCUGCGAGAUAUCCCUCUACUCCCUGGAUCUCCGCGUCGACUGAGUUCUCGGACAGUGGCCAGAGGAGGCCAGGGCCCCAUACAGUACCUCAAAGUGCCAAGUCCCCGGGCCCCAGGUCAGAGGGACAGUUCUAGCCGACACUCUAGUCAGGUCUCCGGGAGAGAGUGUCCCCGUGACAGUGCUGUCAUCAAUAACUACCUGGAUGCCAAUGAACCCCCAUCAGAAGCCCGUUUGAGCCGAAUGCACUUCCACGACAACCAGAGGAAAGUCGAUUACGUUCUUGCAUACCACUACAGGAAACGAGGGGCACACCAGGGUCAUGGCUCCCCUGGACAUUCGCUGGCUGUUAUCUCCAAUGGGGAGACAGGCAAGGAGCGCCAUGCUGGAGGCCCUGGUGAUAUUGAACUUGGGCCACUGGAUGCUCUGGAAGAGGAGAGGAGGGGACAGCGAGAUGAAUUUGAACACAACCUGAUGGCGGCUGGGCUGGAGCUGGAGAAGGACUUGGAGAACAAAAGCCAGGGGUCUGUCUUUGUCCGGAUCCACGCCCCGUGGCAGGUGCUGGCCAGGGAAGCAGAAUUCUUGAAGAUCAAAGUCCCCACCAAGAAAAUGUACGAGAUCAAAGCAGGAGGCAGCAUUGCAAAGAAGUUCAGUGCCAUUCUGCAGACGCUCAGCUCACCCCUGCAGCCCAGGGUUCCUGAACACAGCAACAACAGGAUGAAAAACCUCUCCUACCCGUUCUCCAGGGAAAAAAUGUACCUGUACAACAUCCAGGAAAAGGACACCUUCUUCGACAAUGCUACACGGAGUCGCAUUGUACAUGACAUUCUGAAGCGCACAGCCUGUUCUCGAGCCAACAACACUAUGGGUAUUAACUCUCUGAUAGCAAACAAUAUCUACGAGGCUGCCUACCCACUUCAUGAUGGUGAAUAUGACAGUCCAGGGGAUGACAUGAAUGACAGAAAGCUGCUGUAUCAGGAAUGGGCACGCUAUGGAGUGUUUUAUAAAUUUCAACCCAUUGACCUCAUCAGGAAGUAUUUUGGAGAGAAAAUUGGGCUCUAUUUUGCUUGGCUGGGAUUGUAUACAUCAUUCCUUAUCCCAUCUUCUGUCAUUGGGGUGAUCGUGUUUCUUUAUGGAUGUGCAACAAUUGAGGAAGAUAUUCCCAGCAAAGAGAUGUGUGACCACCAGAAUGCCUUUACCAUGUGUCCCCUGUGUGACAAGUCCUGUGACUAUUGGAACCUCAGCUCAGCCUGUGGGACUGCACGAGCUAGUCAUCUGUUCGAUAACCCAGCCACCGUCUUCUUUUCCAUCUUCAUGGCUCUGUGGGCUACCAUGUUUCUGGAAAACUGGAAGAGACUGCAGAUGCGGCUGGGCUACUUCUGGGACCUGACUGGAAUAGAAGAGGAAGAAGAACAUUCCCAGGAACACUCCCGGCCUGAGUAUGAAACCAAAGUAAGAGAGAAACUGUUGAAGGAGAGUGGCAAGUCGGUGGUUCAGAAACUGGAUGCGAAUUCGCCUGUGGAUGAUGAGGAUGAUGAAGACAAACUGACCUGGAAAGACCGUUUCCCAGGAUACUUGAUGAACUUUGCCUCCAUCUUGUUCAUGAUUGCCCUGACAUUCUCCAUUGUCUUUGGGGUCAUUGUGUAUCGGAUCACAACUGCAGCUGCGCUCUCUCUCAGCAAGGCCACACGUUCCAACGUCCGGGCAACGGUGACUGCAACAGCAGUCAUCAUCAACCUUGUGGUCAUCCUCAUCUUGGAUGAGAUCUAUGGUGCUGUAGCCAAGUGGCUCACCAAAAUCGAGGUCCCAAAAACUGAGCAGACCUUUGAAGAGCGCUUGAUCCUCAAAGCUUUCUUGCUAAAGUUUGUCAACGCCUACUCCCCCAUCUUCUAUGUGGCCUUCUUCAAGGGGAGGUUUGUGGGAAGACCUGGAAGCUAUGUCUAUGUGUUCGAUGGCUACCGCAUGGAAGAGUGUGCUCCGGGAGGCUGUCUCAUGGAGCUGUGCAUCCAGCUCAGCAUCAUCAUGCUGGGGAAGCAGCUGAUCCAGAACAAUAUCUUCGAGAUUGGAGUCCCGAAGCUAAAGAAACUCUUUCGGAAGCUGAAAGAUGAGACAGAACCUGGAGAAAGUGACCCUGACCACUCAAAACGUCCAGAGCAGUGGGACCUGGACUACAGCCUAGAGCCAUACACUGGGCUGACUCCUGAGUACAUGGAAAUGAUCAUCCAGUUUGGUUUUGUCACCCUUUUUGUGGCCUCCUUUCCACUGGCACCAGUGUUUGCCCUCCUCAACAAUGUCAUCGAAGUGCGGCUGGAUGCAAAAAAGUUUGUUACAGAGUUGAGACGUCCAGAUGCUGUGAGGACCAAAGACAUUGGAAUUUGGUUUGACAUUCUCUCUGGAAUUGGCAAGUUCUCUGUCAUCAUCAACGCUUUUGUCAUCGCUGUCACCUCCGACUUUAUCCCCCGUCUUGUGUACCAGUACUCCUAUAGUCACAAUGGAACUCUACACGGCUUCGUGAACCACACCCUCUCCUUCUUCAAUGUCAGCCAGCUGAAGGAGGGAACACAGCCAGAAAACUCACAGUUUGACCAGGAGGUUCAGUUUUGCAGGUUCAAGGAUUAUCGAGAGCCACCAUGGGCACCAAACCCAUAUGAGUUUUCCAAGCAGUACUGGUCUGUCCUGUCUGCCCGUUUGGCCUUUGUGAUCAUCUUCCAGAACCUAGUGAUGUUCCUGAGUGUCCUCGUGGACUGGAUGAUUCCUGAUAUCCCCACGGACAUCAGCGACCAGAUCAAGAAAGAGAAGAGCUUGUUGGUGGAUUUCUUCCUGAAGGAGGAGCAUGAGAAGGUCAAACUGGCGGAUGAGCCCACCCGGAGGAGCCAGGGUGGUGGGGAUCGGAGCAGGAGGAGCCGUGCAGCCAGCUAUGCACCCUCUGGCCGCAGUCAGCCAGGCAGCAUAGCAUCCUCAGGGUCCCAGCACACCAACGUGUGAACCUUCCUCAGUUGGCAGCGGAAGAGGCAUGUGACGCAUGCGCACACCACGUGUUCCUGUAGCACAAUGGCUCCUCUUCUGCUGGGAACUGACUUGCAGGUGUCUCCAAGAGAGAGCUACAGAAGGGAAAAUAAAAGUGAAAGCAUGCGGGAGGGAAGGGAGCGGUACUGCUUCUCAGAAACUCCAAGUUUCCGUUUCUUUUAGGUCCUCUUUUGAGUUGUGUCCUUUCGGGGAGUUGGUACCCCACGGGGGUUUCUCAACCCUAGAUUCCCUGGGGCCCCUUCUUGCACUCCACCAUCAUUUUAGGUGGAAGAAGUGCAGUCAGGGCCCCAUCCAUGCUAGCACCCACUAUACCUGAUCACUACCCACUUCCUACUGUCCCCCUAAAACAACCUCUUGGAGACACUUGCGACUAGGGCCACUACAAGGCUGAGUUACAGGACUAAUUUCUGUGGCCACUGGGCCUGAUGGUAGGGACAGAGGUCCUCUCUGGGCUCAUCUGAAGUUCAUGCGAUAAGGAUGCUUGGAUACAAUACACCUAACCACCUUUUAUGCAAGUACAGAUUUAAAAUAAAAUCAGUGUAAAGAUUUUUUUAAAUGCA